UUAUUUUAUUUACAUAUAUCAUUAUGUAGAACAGAAAAUAUUGUAUUAAUUAUUGCUGACGAUUUAGAUUUAGUUCUCGAUGGGAUGACACCGAUGAACAAUACGUUAAAUCUUAUUGGAAGUAAAGGUGCAACAUUUGUUAAUCAUUUUGUAGCAUCUCCAAUCUGUUGUCCUAACAGAGCUUCCAUUCUAACUGGUAGAUAUCAACAUAAUCAUUUAACAGUAAAUAAUUCUAUUUCCGGAGGUUGUAGCAGUAUUGAAUGGCAAGAUAAACAGGAACCUAAUACUUUUGCAGCAUAUUUAAAAAAUGAAAUGAAUUAUGUUACAUUUUAUGCUGGAAAAUAUUUGAAUAAGUAUGGUAGUAAAAGCGUUGGUGGAAUCAAACAUAUUCCACCAGGUUGGGAUUGGUGGGCAGGGCUUGUUGGAAAUUCUAAGUAUUAUGAUUAUACUUUGUCCAUUAAUGGUACAAGAAAACGAUAUGGUGAUAAACCUGAGGAUUACCUCACAGAUGUGAUAAAUGAUAUAGCCAUGGAAUUUUUAAAUCAAUAUAAUUCUAACAAUAAUCCUUUCCUAAUGGUAUUGUCACCUCCUGCACCUCAUGCACCUUUUACACCAGCUAUAAGGCAUAUCGAUAAGUACAGAGAUAUCAAAGCGAAGAGAACACCAAAUUUUAAUACUUUCACUCAAACAGAUAAACAUUGGUUGGUCAGAAGAGGACCUUCACCUCUUCCAUUGAAAAUCUUACCUAAAUUAGAUGAAAUUUAUAGACGAAGAUGGGAAAGUCUUUUAGCUGUUGAUGAACUUGUUAAAAAUGUCUACAAUAUGUUAGAACAGAAAAAUCUUUUAAAUGAUACAUAUAUUAUUUUUACGUCAGAUAACGGAUAUCAUAUUGGACAAUUUAGUAUGCCAAUGGAUAAACGUCAAUUGUAUGAAACUGAUAUAAGAAUUCCAUUAUUGAUUAGUGGUCCUGGAAUUCCUCACUCGACAAUAACUGCACCAAUUAGUAGUGUAGAUAUAUUUCCUACGAUCUUACAGAUAGCUGGCUUAGAAUAUCCUUCGGAUGGAACAUCUUUUUUAAACAAAAAAUUAUCAAACGAUAGAACAGUUUUAAUAGAAUAUAGGGGAGAAAAAUCUAAUCAUAAACCAAAUUCCGGAUGUCCUAGUGACAAUGAUUUAAAUCUCGCUCUUUGUAGUCAAGAAUAUGCUUGUAAAUGCGAGGAUGUUGGAAAUAAUACUUAUAGUUGUAUUAGACGUGUUUCUCCACUACAUGAUAAUAUUUUUUGCAUAUUUGAAGACAAUGAGGGAUACAUUGAGGCUUAUGAUCUAAAAAAGGACAAUUAUCAAAUGAAUAACAUCGGUUAUAGUAUGAAACGUUAUCAUAGGUAUAAAUUUAGGAAACGUCUUAAGAAGAUGGUUUCUUGUCAGAACAAUGAAUGCAUUUUUACAAACUUAGGAAAUACAUAUUAUUAAUCAUAUAUAUAGAUC
This is a messenger RNA of Polistes canadensis, 1485 nucleotides long. RefSeq names its product N-acetylglucosamine-6-sulfatase-like. The transcript has 9 exons. The annotation marks the transcript as partial. Gene Ontology annotation, molecular function: glycosaminoglycan binding; N-acetylglucosamine-6-sulfatase activity. NCBI's taxonomy places the organism in Eukaryota, Metazoa, Arthropoda, Insecta, Hymenoptera, Vespidae. Gene Ontology annotation, biological process: glycosaminoglycan metabolic process. The record is from RefSeq and is a predicted model, not a curated record.